AUGCCCUUCUCACAAAAUCCUCUUAAAAUUGUAUGUCGAAAUAAGCAAUUGAGCCGUCUCCAAUCCGCGAAUCGGAUUGAAUUUGUCUAUCUUCACCGUCCAAUGAUACUGAAUGCUUACAUGUGUUUUACAUUUCAUUUUCGUGCGUUUUGUCAUGCACUAUUACAGGUAAACCCUAUAGAGUACCAGUUGACGCGUACACGGGCCAACAAAGGCGGUGCUUGCUCGGCCCAGAUGGCGAUACGGCGCCACAAACAGGCGCAGACGACGGUGGCGUGUAUCAUCGGCUCGGGUCUGGCGUUGGCGUGCCUCGGUGCUUUAUUUGUCUUCCUUGGUACCGUGUACCGCGCCAAAAGCACGCCCUGGUUCGUCGCGGGCGGCACGUGUAUAUCAGUUGGUUUACUAGUUCUCCUCCUGUCUGUCGAAACUAUUCUUAAGUGUCGCCGGAGAGCGAGUCUGGACCGGAAGCUGGAGAGGACACGCAAGGACUCGGGGCCGGUGCGGCUAGUUCCUCGCAUAUCGACGAUGGCAACGGCAAGCACGUGCGGAGACAUCCAGACACAAUCGGAUCCCGGGAACUCGGCGGGGCCGGAAUCGCCCAUUCAUACGGCCAGCAAUCCCUGUCCGCUCCAACAGCGCAAUAUGCCAUACUCAGCGGCGCCAGCGCACAAUAUAAACAUCAGCAUUAGUAAUAUUAGAGCUUUACAUACGCUUAGUAUUAAGAGGUCGCAUAGUUCCCCAUCAUCCGUACGAUUGAACAAUCAUGAGGCAGUAGUUUAGCAUUGCCUAAAAGAUGCAGCCUCUAGGCACGACUGUCUUUCCGUGCUACAUCCGUAACAACAAGAGCACAGUCACUAUUGGAACGCCUGAUACUACUUCCAACUAACGUCAAUAAAGACGUAUUGCGGACGUAGAGGAAGGUGAUUUAUGCGGUAGAAACUUGCUGGAAUGAGUCGAUUAACCAGACAAUGAUCGGGAGCAGCUUUGCGGCAGCUCGUCAACACAUGCCCCUGACUCGGCCCGUGUACCUUACCACGUAAGAAAGGGCGUACUACUAGGAAGUGUUCGACGACCGUAGCAAAGAAGAGGGGUAGCACUGUUCAGCAUCCACAUGAUUAUCCAAAGCGUCUGCCGUUCAUCUAAAAGCUAGCAAACUCAGCCGGGCAGCGCGCCGGGAUGUCACCACUCUGCUCGGGAUUAGAGAAGCCUUCCUAAAUAAAGCUCCUGCAGUAGCAGAUCAACUUUACUACAGCAAUGUGGCAAAUUCGAGACUAACUGAGGUAGAACUUUUUUUUUUGAAGCUUGAUUUUGUGUACGUUUCAAACCUAUGCGUGCGAGAGGGUCAGUAUUGUCGCCUGCUUUGGUUGCUUACAGACAUCACGGUGACUCUCAUUCUCCUUAGCCCUGUUCCACGUUCGGGAUAUAGCCUAAAUCCGAUUGACACGCAGCUGAACCGGCAAUUUUUUUCGUGCCGAUACAAUAUUAUCUCCUGUAACUUAAUCACGUUUAGGCGCAAUCCCUUUAUUUUGCUUGUCUCAAUAUUCUUCGCCGAUUUCUGUAAUUCUGUAGUUGACACGAACUGACGAAAUCAUUUGUGCCUGUGGCUUUGGCUUGGUGUGCUAUAUAUAUAACACCACACAGAAACGUAGCUGGUUUAUUUUACUUUCCAAGACUCUCCCAUGUCUCGUCUGUGCCUCUUUUCUCAUAACAGAGUGAGGCUCUUUUGUUUAGGGCUCAUACAGGUUAAAAUUGACAUGCGUGGCAGUGCUGUAUUCUGUGCUCAUCGGAAAAAGGCUAGAAGCUUCAGGAACUUUUUGAGGGUGCUGGACUACGAUGAUGAUGAUGAUGAUGAUGAUAUUGAUAAAAUAUAAGAUGCCUUAUAUUUUUUGGGUUCUACGCCCGCUCUUUGAAGAACCGUUUGCCUCCAAGAUCUUCGUAUCCCUACAAUGACAAAUGUGUACACCGAUAGCUUGAUGUCCCAGUCGAAAUCUUUGCUUGCUUCGUCCACGCCUCUGUUAUCCUGAAUUGCGCCCAAGAAAGCCGUAUUGGGCAAAAAAGUUUUGUUCCCUGUAAACAUCUGCUAUCCAUCCUUCAUGAAUCUACACGAGCCCUACGUAUAACAGGAUAACCUUGACACUGCCUGCCACCGUUUUAUUGCUUGCCUAGCUUUGAAAAGGAUUAUUUGUCAAAGCAAAAACUCUCAUUUGCGAUCCAGUCCUAUCAACCUACUAUCACACGACUAUAUUUGUGUAGCUAUAUGUGUACGUAUCUGUGCAACGGAGAUAGAUAACACUAGAGAGCGAUACAGGUGAUUCCACCGUUCCUACAUGGGAAUGUGGUCAGAAGGUAACACGAUGGCGGAUGGUGAAAUGAUGAUAGUGUGACACUUCACGCAUGCAACAACACGGUUCGACAGGUUAAAAAAACGUUGGCUGACAAGGUGAUGGAGUGGCACCAAUAUUCCUAUAUUGCUACCUGUACUGCUGGCCACAGUCAAGCGCUCCUACUGUCAGGCAUAAAUACAUGCUUCAACGUAUAGACACAACGUAACGCAGCAUUGUGCUAUGCCAGUCGUUUCAAGCUCUCCCGUUUAGCUACUGCCGGCAAGCGAUGCGCCUUCGUUUGAUUCGAGCAAACGGCCACUCGAUCAUUCGUUUGAGACGUUUGCCACGGUCUUGCGAAACGUGACCUCGACCUUAAAACCGGGGCCUUAGACGGGGAUUUAGAAAUCUUGUUUAGCAACAAAUUUUUAUCGUUAACUAAGCUUUCAUUGCACAUCGAAAUUUCACCGUUCAGGGCAUGACCUGCAUCCAACCAUUACCACCGACCCGGCUAUAUCGGCUUACGCCUACAUCUUCUGACCUUGUUUCGUGCCCGAGCGGUUACUUAUUUCUGCUUUAGUAUUUUUUUAGCCGUGGAUAAAGAGUCGAACGGUACACCAUCCAUGCUUAAAAUUAGCCUAGAAUACCCCCAAUCCAACGCAAAUAAUAGCAAAAAAGCAAGACGUAACCCGUCGAGGCCGCUGGGCGCCGUUGUCUGCUGAAGGUUACGGACGACUGCGAAAGAAGAACCACAAAAAGAGGACCUAAAACGGAAAAUAGGAGACAGUCGGCUGCGGGUAACGAAAAGAAAUUCGAGAGUAUUAUGGCACGAAAACCCUGUCUCAAUACAGUGAGCGCCAAACAUCGGGUAAUAGAGUUUUUAUGAUGUAAACCAUAUCAACCCCUCCUUCUGGCCUGGCUUUACCCAAUCUCAACCAGUCCUCUCUGUCAUCGAUAUUAAGAGCAAAAAUUUAUAUCUUGCCCCCAACCCUAGGUGUAACCAGUCGGGCGUUAAGAGAGGAAAACAAACGGCGGGCAAAAUCGGUUUCGCUUUGGCCAUUUUGCCAGAAAUAGUUGACCUUUACUCCUACGUAAUAGACACGGAUGAAUAAGCAUAUCGCAGCUAAGCAACCUAAAUGUAUUAAACUAACGUUAUUGUUUUUAAUUAGAUUCAGAUUAGUGUUGUUAUAAGCAAGAAAUGACGGGAGAAAGGAAAAUUAAUGCGAAAAAUAAAGAAUGAAAGAAUAGUCUGUAGAUUAAAGAAAACUUGGAUGAAAUAUGCCCCUAGAAGUCUCCUAGAGGUCAAUUACCGCUUGAAUCGCCGUCACGUUUCAUAACCUUAUCGCAGCGUCUACGUAGAACAGAACUGUUUUUGGGUAAAGCAAGCAAAUUAACGCGGCUGUCUUCAAAAAUUUCAUCAACAACGUUUUCGUGAUGUACGUACGUAGAACUCGCCCGAAAUUGCUCUCUGUCGGCUCUAUUGUUAGAUACAUAAUACAUCUGUGUGUCUCUGUGUGUGUGAGUGUGAAUGUAUGCAGUUUCGGUGUAAUUCCGUCCACGGGACUCCGCACAUUUUUCGAGCAUUUUUGACGAGCACAUUUCUUACAUGAAGAGAGUCUUAAAAGUGCCGGACACCCGCAAAACACAUAGGUAUGGAUACAAAAUAUAUUGGAACUGUAAGUUGCAAUAAUCGGUUCUGCUAUUAUUUUAACUUGUGGUGUUACGCUGUUACUUGAGAACUGAGAACGUAUGGUCGCCGAUUCUUAAUUAGUAUCUAGAAAGCUUAUGGAAAACGUGUAUAACGUAACGUAACUAAAGCAACAUAACUAGCCGCACACAAUAAAGACGGCUGGUAUAUCUAUUUACCUGUAUUAAUGUUGGGUUCACCCAUAAUAGAAAGAAAAUAAUAGUAAUUGCAAAUGAUGCUCGGCCGAGGCUCUGUAUAAUAUAAUCAACUAAAAAUAUAUAAAGAUUGAAAGGUAUGUAAACAUAUGUAUAGAACAGUAACGGAGGGAAAUGAAAGACCAUAUGGCAGUUGUAGGUACGUACCGAAGAUGGCCACUAACCCAGCCGUAAUGAACUUCUUCUGCCACCUCAAAAGUAAAGGCUAUCCUGUUUAGCGCCGAAGUGCUACAUUCAUUGGAAGCGUAUAUUGAUUGAGAACAACGAUACAAACGGACAGGGAAACAUCCAAUUCAAAACAGAACAAACAGAUUUUCCCUCUUAUUGGACUGUUCAUAAAACAUGCGCGCUUUGCAUAGCCCAUACCAUUUAAACCGACAUAGAUUAUACUCCACAUUAAAUCUAUUCUGGUACAAGUUAUUCGACUGUAACUAACAAGAUCAAAACGAACUUUUGCCGUGAUAGUUAUCGGACUCACAUUUUCCAGGGCCGAUUUUCACCCCGUGUACACAAUUUGACACAGUGACCCACAUGAAUAUAUCGAAGAGGGAACAAUUUUUGUAAAUUUUGUAGACAAUAACAACAAUAAAUGAGAAACAAAAAUAAUGUCAUCUAAGCAGGCUCGAAUAACAGAGAAGUAUUUAGAAAAAAACAUUAAUAAUUACCUACACUAGAGCAACUAACAAUAUAUGUGCUAAGUAUGGCUGAUUAUUAUUAUAAACAAUUAUAAUCGAUAAUAAUAGUAAAUAUUAGUACAGUGGAGCCUACCUAUAGAUAUCACAGUAAGGAGGCAUCGAUUUGAAGAAAACACAAUACGAUCACAAUGCAAACUGAUGUUAAAUGUUGAUAGAAAUGAGAAAAACAUGAGUACCUACAGUUUCAACAGCGACAAAGGAGCACCUGCUCGGCAUGUACUUCUUACGGUCGUAACCUAGAUAAGCAACUGUACAACUCAACACUUCACCGUACCGAGCUAACAAUCACUCUAGUUACUACUGCACCAGCGAUGAUACUUCGACAAAAUGAAGACUAAAUAUUUGACAGCGGCAAAACAAACCAUAAACAGAAUGAGAAGCAGAACACCCUGAUACAAACUGUGCAUCAGUGUCUUCAGGAACUACACUAUUCUAAAUAACAAUGAUAACACCUUGUGCUGCUGAUAAUAUAGAGGGGGCGCUUUAAGUGGCUGAAAAUGAUGAUUAUAUUUAUAUUGAUUGUGAUUAUUAGCGAGAUGCGCUGUAUGUACUUGUGCUGAGCGUGACGAGGCUUCUUUUUUUUUAUGGCAAUGGCGAUAACGAGAUAGAGAUAACCGUACGCUAUUUUUUUUUUCGUUUACUUACGUCAGACAAAGAUACUCUUGCCGAUAUUCUAACGUUCAAUAUAAAAGUCUAGAUUUUUCCUAUUCUAACCACAGAAGUGUCGCUUUGCUUUGUUCCGAGAUAGUGAUCAUUGUUUCCUAGGAUCGGGCAUUAAUGUCAAACAGAAGAAAACUUGAACUGUUUUGUUCAGAGGAUUACGCCAGAAUAGUACUAUAUGCACCUUUAUCUGAUUUAAAAAGAUAAAUACACUUUAUUUGUUACCAUGGCAAAACAACGAUAUGAGUUUAUGCUUGUCAGACGCUCUAGCUGUUGAAUCUGCAAAAUCGUUGCACUUUCAAGAGGUAUUGGGUCCUAGUCCUAGCUAUUAUCGAAAAACAGUUGUAUGUAUCUCUAAGCCUAUAAUCUCCGUUUAAUUCUCAGUAAAAUAUUACUAACAGUAGUAAACUAAGCUCUCGAAAUUAAUAGGGCAAAGCGACGUCCCACCAAUUCCCAAAGCGCUAACGUGAGACCGGUAAGGAUAGAGAUAUUGACUAUAUUAGUUCCCGUUAGUCCGCAAACCAUUAAAGUGAUCUUGCGUUUUUUGCACCAUGACAACUACGUACAUACUCUAUGUAGCGCACGCGAUACACGUACUCUAUACAGGUUACCUAUCACUGAAAGACUGUUUGUUAUCAGCAUCGAAUAUCGAUCACCACAAACGCCCGACGCUAAUAUAUAUAUAUAUACAUAUAUCGUUGUGAGGUAGAGCUGUUCAUUCUGGUGAAGUCGCCUAUUGUCGACUAUUGUGCUACUACACCGAAAUUCGAUGAACUUUGACUAUUGCUGAAUGGGGUCUCUAGGUUACAUCAGCAGCCUCCGCAUAUCUCGUUUUGUUUGUCAUAGACCAGAAGAGUUCGUUGUCAUCUGCAACAUAUCAAACCGUUAACGGUUAUGACCGUCCAGAGGAUAAACGUGAACGUUGUAUAUAGAUCUAGUACAUAUGAUACGAGUAUAUUAAACACAAAGAAUUUAUUGGAAAAAAUUUAUACGAGGGCACAUAUAAACAGGUUACACAUUUGACGCAUACGCACAUGGCUACAUAUAUCGUAACUGCGCGAUAUGAUACAAUAGUUAAGAACACAGCAUUAGCUCUAGCGUUAAAAUUAGGAUAAAGGCUAACUAACAUUGGUCUUAAUCAUUACCAGUGCGCAUGCCUUUUGCCUAUCCCUUGAUAAGACACCCAGAACUUCACAUUCCUCAGAAAAAACAGCUAUUGCUCUGUGAAGUGCCUUACACGGCAACGAAAACAAAAUAGGAUUUAAACGACCUUAGGUCACUAUUGAGCUCCACUGCGUACCGGCAGUUGAUUUCUCACGUCCUGAAGACCUUGGUCCUCCCUCAGCUUUCACGGUCGCGUUGAGUGCUAGAACAAAAUCGAAGUAGGAAGUGAAGCUCUUCCGUCGUAGCUACCUGGUCCGGUUCAGCUUUUUGUUCUUGAAAAUAGCUAGGAAUAGGAAUGCUAUUGGUUCAUAUAGCCGCUCCGCAAAGAGCUGUCCAAUGUCCUCGAACACCGUUCAGUUUGGCAUUCGAAGUUGACAGCAACAACACCAUGGCAGUAACUUGUCCAGAUCAUUAUUCUGAUGGUGGGACAGGCCUUGGUCACGUUUCGCCCCCUUUCCUUUCCUUUCCUCGUUGUAGUUUACCAAUCUCCUCUCAUCAAACAGUCAUGUCUUUCUUGGUCAAUCCAAAGGACCUGCUGUAUUCCCUUAUAUUUUUUGGUGAACAUGAGCGGACACAUUCAUUGCUAGAUAGACCAUUAGCUUUUUCGAUAGGACACACAGGCCAAGCAGAGCCAGUUUAGCCGGUCGGUCAGCAGGACAUUAUCUAUCGAGUCAGAUAAUCAGUCGUUCGUACAGCAUAAAGUACCUUUAUUUUUAGCUCCUGCCGUGCUAUUGUUGAUGUACCUAGAGCGCUCGUGCUGCAGCCGCGGCUGGCCUUGUUAACAUUAUCAUAGAUACAACGUUAUCGAACAGAACACAUUCAUAUAGCAUAAAACAAAUAUUGCCUCCCGUUAGCGUGUGGUCGGCCUGUGACAAAAAAGCCUUUAUCAUCUUACGGCCAAAAGAAUACCUGAGAAGCGGAUAAUAUAGCGGCAAGAUUGCAUAUGUGGCAAGAAGAUCCGAUAACGUGACCGACGUGAUUAAAUUAGGUAAGUUUGAAGGCGUAAAAAAAGUAAACAUUAUGGGAGCAUCGUGAAUUAGAUAAAUGAAGAGGAAAACUACAUGGAGUCUCUACUAUUUAAUCAAAGCUGUACAAUUAAGCAUUGCUUGCUUCGCUUAUAUGAAUCAAUGUAUUAUACAGAAUGUCAUAGCAAUGCUUAUCCAGACUAUACUGCCGUCGUUGCAGUUUCUUAUAGCGAAGACUUCAUAUACAAGUCCAUGUACAUUCAUCAGCAUAUAUAUAUAUAUAUAUAUGUUGCUAAAUAUAUUUCUGCUUUAUAUCCAUCUAUUUAUAGCGCUAUUACUUAAUCAACAAAAAAACACCUGGUGACUUAUUCAUUUCUGGGCUAUACAGUAUAUAGUAGAGCCGGAUUUUAGAAAACGAAAGAAAUAUCAAUAAUUCCAUGUUAAUAAUGUUCAGGAAGUAAAGCGUUCUAAGACAAUGGUUAUGAUAAAACCAAUUAUAGCGAUACGUGAAGACAAAGGACAAGAGUCUGAAAACGAGUGAGAGAUAAUAAACAGUACGAUAAAAAAUCUAGCUGUAGGGCUACUAGGCCGAUUCUAGUCUGUCCGUGGCCUAAUGAAAGAGAAUAUAGACGAGUGAAUCUAGCGUUGGUGUGGACGUGCUCGUGGACUUAAACAAAUCUAUACGGUCUGCCAUCACGCGAAAUUAGGCUGCAUUUUAGUCAAUGGCGAACAAUGAUACUGCAAUAAUUGAAUAGUGACAAAAGAUAUUAUUAUGAUUUUCCGUGAGAUACUUCUACUAUACGUCCCCGCGACACAACAAAACCCCAUAUAGGCGUCAGUAACAACAACGGAAGUUAAGUGUUACGCAGCCAUGAUUCCGACCGAAUGAAACAGAUUCGUUCAGAAGAAAUAGUAGAUAUAUGUGUGUUUGUUGUUUUUCAUCCCCGACACUGAAAAAAUGAACAAAAGGAAACUUGUCCGCAAGUUAUAGACGCAACCACACCAUUAAGCAGUUCUGUACGAUGAGAAAAGAGUAAAGAAACGGAAAUAUCAUACACAGCUCGAGACCGGGUCUUAUAUAGAUCGAGUGUAACGAGACAUGAAAAUGAGAUGAAAACUUAGUAAUAUUAUAAAUAAUAUUACUGAUAAUAAAAGGAUGGCCAUAAAAUGAUGAUGGUGAUAAUAGGGUAAACAUGAAAUAGGAAAAACCUCUUUGAAUUACGUGCGGUACUGCACAAUACGAGGUAGCCAUUUGUGUAACUUGGUAUAUAAACAUCUUCAUUAACUAAAUAAAAAGCGUAAAAACUACUACGAUUUUUUGCAUAGGCUCUAUCUAUUUAUGUAAAUUGACAAAAAAAAAUCUAGUUUUUACUUUUUUUAAUAUUUAAAGAACAUAGCUUAUUAUCAUUUAGUUAUUAAAUAUCUAUUAAUGGGUAAAUAUCUCUUACUAUAAAUGCAAAACUUCUUUUCAUAGAAUCGCUCGGGGAUGGAUAAUACCAAGCGUGGAAGAAUUAUUAAUAUGUAAGUAUAAAUAGAUGAAAUAGGCAAUAUAUUGGAGAAAACGAGAGAGCUGGCUGGCUGGCUUGUCUUGUUCAAAAUCAUCUACCUACAGAAGCAUCUUAGGAAAAGUGUGAACAAAAGAAGAAGGAUUACGGUGUCACUGGCAGAAUCUAGG
Molecule: messenger RNA, 9382 nt
Organism: Varroa destructor (honeybee mite)
Lineage: Eukaryota; Metazoa; Arthropoda; Arachnida; Mesostigmata; Varroidae
Source: RefSeq, a predicted model, not a curated record